Molecule: messenger RNA, 4056 nt
Organism: Rhineura floridana
Lineage: Eukaryota; Metazoa; Chordata; Lepidosauria; Squamata; Rhineuridae
Product: zinc finger protein 883-like
Exons: 5
Coding region: 283-3012 (909 amino acids)
Biological process (GO): regulation of transcription by RNA polymerase II
Molecular function (GO): RNA polymerase II cis-regulatory region sequence-specific DNA binding; DNA-binding transcription factor activity, RNA polymerase II-specific
Source: RefSeq, a predicted model, not a curated record
CUGGGAGUUGAUGCAGGGAGCUAGGGCAAAGAGGCCAGACCGGCUUCAUGCUGCUACCCAGAGCCAGAACCGCUUGGAUCAGGAGCUGAAGAUUUUGCCCACCUCUGGUCAGCCCUCUUGGCCUUGGCCUCCUCGCUCAUUUGACCACCCUUUGCCUGAAGGCAGAGUCUGGCAGAAGAGGAUAUCCUCUACCCAAGUUGGAAGAAGGCGACUUGGCUGGCCUGGAAGUUAGAAGAGCCCCAAGUACUGCCCCAGAUCCGUGGGGAAUUCUGGGAAAGAACCAUGCAGAAGAUCCUGGGUGAGGAGGACCCCAUCUGCUCAGAUGUCCAGCUCCAGCGGUUCAGGCAGUUCCGCUACCAGGAGGCCGAGGGACCCCGAAAGGUUUGCACCCGACUCCACCAUCUGUGCCAUCAGUGGCUGAAGCCAGACACACACACAAAGACUCAGAUCCUGGACUUUGUGGUCCUGGAGCAAUUCUUGGCUGUCCUUCCCGCGGAGACGGAGAGCUGGGUCAGAGGACAUGGAGCGGAGAUCAGUUGUGAGGCCCUGGCCCCUGCGGAAAGUUUCCACCUGGGCCAGGCAGAAGACCCAAAGCAGGAACAGCAGCAGGGCAAGGUAUCAUCCCCUCUCAUUUCAACAGUCUUUGCCUUCGGGCAGAAUCUGACAGAAGACGAAAGUGGUUGUUUGGCCAUGUUGGAAGCUGGCUGGCAUCACGAAUUGAAGUUGGAAGGCCAAGAAUUGCCUGGACCUGAAGCAGUAAAAGACCCUUGUCCUAUUCAGGCUGGGGAAUUCUGGGAAAGAACUGUGUGCAAGAUCCAGGGUGAGGAGGACACCCUCAGCUCAGAUGUCCAGCACCAGGAUUUCAGGCAGUUCUGCUACCAGGGGGCCAAGGGCCCUCAUGAGCUUUGCAGCCGACUCCACCAUCUUUGCCGUCGGUGGCUGAAGCCAGAGCGACACACGAAGAAUCAGAUCCUGGACUUAGUGAUUCUGGAACAGUUCCUGGCUGUCCUUCCAGUGGAGAUAGAGAAAUGGGUCAGCGAAUGUGGAGUGCAGACCACUUCCCAGGUGGUGGCCCUGGCUGAAGGUUUCCUCCUGAGCCAGGCAGAGGAGAAGAAGCAGGAAGAGCAGCAGAAGCUCGGCAAGUUUUCAGAUGUGGCCACAGAAAUCCCUGAGGCAGAGAAAGCUCCUUGGAUGCUGGAAAUAUCAUCUCUACCUCAUGAUGGAGUGAAAGCAGUUUCUGUACAACCGGGUCAGGAUCUGGUGAGCUUUGAGGAGGUGGCUGUGCAUUUCACCGAGGAGGAGUGGGCCCUGCUGGAUCCGGACCAAAAGGCCCUGCACAGGGAAGUCAUGGAGGAGAAUCGGGGGAUUGUGGCCUCUCUAGGAGCUGAUGGGCAGAAAAGUGAGAAUGAAGAACCAUGCAGGGUGUUGGAAAGAAAUGGACAUAAAGAGGAGGAAGAGCAGAGAAGAAAAACUGAAGUAGGACAGAGCAAGUCCUCUGCUUCUCAGGGGGAUGACAUCUUUGAAAUCCCAGUCCAAGAAAACACAGUCAAAGGAGAGGAAAGGAAUCAGUGCCUUGUGUGUGGGAAGACCUUCAGUUCCAAGUCGAGCCUCAUUGCUCAUUGGGAGAUCCACACCAAGGAAAAACAAUUUAAAUGCUCAGAGUGUAAGAAGAGCUUCUGUAAUAAAUCAGCCCUGAAAAAGUACCUGAGAAUCCACACAGUGGAGAAACCAUUUAAAUGCUUGGAGUGUGGAAAGGGCUUUAACAGGCAAGACGCCCUUAUGUUACAUCAAAAAAUUCAUACAGGAGAGAAAUCGUAUGAAUGCUUACAAUGUGGAAAGCAAUUUAUUCACAGCAAAAGCCUCACUUACCAUGAACGACUUCAUACAGGAGUGAAGCCAUAUAUAUGUUUGGAAUGUGGAAAUAGCUUCAGUAGAAGCAGCAGCCUUACUUCACAUCAGAGAAUUCAUACAGGGGAGAAACCAUUUAAAUGCCUGGCAUGUGGAAAAAGCUUUAGUUUGACCUCAAGCCUCACUUCUCAUCAAAGAAUUCACACAGGAGAGAAACCGUAUUCGUGCUUUGAGUGUGGAAAGAAAUUUAGUGACUGCUCAACUCUUACUUCACAUGAAAGAAUUCACACAGGAGAGAAACCAUUUAAAUGCUUGGAGUGUGGAAAAACCUUCAGUAGAAGCACCAACCUAAAUUCACAUCAAAGAAUGCACACAGGAGAGAAACCAUAUAAAUGCUUGGAGUGUGGAAACAGCUUCACUAGGAGUACCAGCCUUACUUCACAUCAAAGAAUUCACACAGGGGAGAAACCAUUUAAAUGCUUGGAGUGUGGGAAGAGCUUCAGUCAGAGCUCAAGCCUCACUUCUCAUCAAAGAACUCAUGCAGGGGAGAAACCAUAUACGUGCUUCGAAUGUGAAAAGAGAUUCAGCACUAAAAAAAUCCUUGCUUUACACAAACGACUUCACACAGGGGAGAAACCAUUUAAAUGCUCAGAGUGUGGAAAGAGUUUUAAUAGGAGAGAUGCCCUCCUUUCACAUCAAAAGAUUCACACAGGGGAAAAAUUAUAUAAAUGCUUAGAAUGUGAUAAGAGCUUCAUUUUGACCAAAUAUCUCAAUAAACAUCAAAGAAUGCACACAGGAGAGAAACCAUAUAAAUGCUUGGAGUGUGGGAAAAGGUUUAUUGAUAGCAAAAGUCUCUCUUACCAUCAGCAACUUCACACAGGAGUGAAACCAUACAAAUGCUUGGAAUGUGGAAAGAGCUUCCAUCAGAGUUCAGACCUUACGUCCCACCAAAGAAUUCACACAGGGGAGAAACCAUAUAACUGCCUGAUGUGUGGAAAGAGCUUCCGUUGGACUAACUCCCUUACUUUACAUCAAAGGAUUCACACAAGAGAGAAACCACUUAAAUCAACGCAGGGUGGAAAGACCUUCUGCUUAAAAUGUGGAAAGAGCUUUAGUCAUAGCAAAUCCCUCACUUCCCAUCUUCACACAGAAGAGAUCACAUAACUUGCCACUAAAGAAUUUGGAGAAGGGAAAAAAUGUAAAUGCCUGUAGUGUAGAAAGGACUCUGCUCAGAAGACAAACCUCCCUAGACAUCAAAGAACCCACACAGUUGAGAAGCCAUAAUGGUACAUGUAGAGUAGAACGAGCUUCAAUCACAACACAAUUCUGAAGUCAAAUUGGGAGUAGAUGCUGGUGAAUGUACUGAAUCUUAAUCCAGACAAGCUGGUGCUGCUAUUAAGAACAUAUGAAGAGUCCUGCUGGAUCAGAUCAAGGCCCCUUCCUAAUCCAGCAUCCUGUUCUGACAGUGGCAAACCAAAUGCCUAUGGGAAGCCCACAAGCAAAACCUUGAGUGCCAGAUCAACUGGUAUUCAGAGGAAUACUGCCUCUGACACUGGAGGGAGAGGCCAUGCAGAUGUCCCUCCACAGUGCCAUCGUUCCUGAUCUCUGUCGUAUCUGAGUACUUACCAGCCUUCAAAUCUGAGUACCUGCCCAUUUUUAUUUUCUUUUAAGAGGAUGAGGCAGGCUGCAACCUUGGAUUGCUUCCCCUAGAACCUUUUUUUUUAUUCUCCAUAACCCCGGAUUGUCCUGAGCAUGCAGAUAUCUCCUCCUUGUUCCGUGGUGGCUCUGUUUUGGCUUUAAUGCUAUCUGCACAGGGUCACCAAGUUCGCUGUUAGGAGAUAUAAUAUUGACUGUGUGCUAUUGAGAACACUGUCAACAGCUCUGCUCACCCCAUCUCAAAACAGAUAUGGUGUAGAUGGGAAAUGAGCAGAAAUGACUAAAAGGAGUGUUGGGAGUAAAGCACCAGUGCUUGCAACAAGUAACCUUAACCAGUGGCAGCGGGGGGAGAGGGUGAUAGACAGAAAGACAACCUAUUUUUCCCUCGCUGAUUCCUUCUUUAAAAACCACUUGUUGAUUGCUUUUCUCAGGCUUUACUUCCUUCCUCCUGCAUCUUGUUAGUGUUCGUGUGUGUACUUGUUAACCUGCUGACUCCAUAAUGGCCACAUGUAUGUUUAUACUCAGAAUGGCGUUAUUUCCCAGGAGUAAUAA